AUGGCUUCGCCGUGCAGAGAAUCCCGGGAACGGUACCCGUCUCUCCACUUGUCCGCGAUCCCCGAAGAAGAAGCGCCACCAUCGCCGGAUUCUCACAAGACGGCACCACUUUCACCGCCGCUGCCAUCACCCCUUCCACCACCACCAAUACCGCCUCCAUGGGACCGGACUUGCGAUGCCAGAUUUUCGCGCAGUGGAGGAGCCACGGUCGACCAGACCGACUCAUGGCAGCAGGCCGUCUCGCAGGUGUACAGCAUCUUUGGCCGCGGAAGCCCACAGCAAACGGCAGAGGAUGCAUCGCCAUCGCUCCUUCGUCUCCCGGCGGCCGUCCGCCUUCGCCUCUACCAGCACCUCGUGUCUGCCCCAUCCGCCGACCGUCCCAUCUGCCUCAACCCCCAAGUGUUUACGCGUGCCGUCUGGCCCCGUGAGAGUUUUGACAGUCUUGCCACGGCCCUCGCGCCGCUCCAAGGUGCACUCCACGCCUCCUUUGCCCUCCGCGCCGAGGUCGUCGCCGCAUUUUGGCACGGCCGCCGCGUCCACGUCGUCUUCUCCCCUUACGUCCGCCCGGCCGUCUGCCCCCUGGCCACGCUUUUCCUGCAGCGGUAUGUCGGCGUCAUGGGUCGGUCGCCGGCCCUCACGCUCGAGCUGGACUGCACCCGGCUCGGGUACGGCAUGCACCCGGCCGCGGCAGGACUGCAGCCCGGGCUGUUGAGCAUGGGCGCGCUGGUCGAGGGAUUUGUCGAGGGCAUCAUAUCGACAAGCAUGUUUCCUCUGCGGCAGCUGGUUGUGCUGUGCCGCCGCUACUACGGGAACCGACCAGCAAGCACCACAGCAGGCGACGUGCCGUACGUCGGCCCCGAGGUGGAGCACGUCGCCGCGCAGCUGGCCCGUCUGGCCGGGCGGGUGGUGUCGGCGCGGCUGGUUGGGUUCUCGCCGGCGUUUACAACAACGAUGCUGGCCAUCCUGAGCGGGACGGGGACAUACGAAUCGUCCUCCCAGAUCGACAUCCACAAGCAAUCACCGUCCGACGCAUAUCCGUUGCUGCCCGGCCAUCAUGCUUACGUCGACGGCGGUCGGAGCCUGGGCCGAAUCUGCUUGUCAGCGACACAGCCGGCUCUGUCGCCACCGAUCGGUGCACAGGCCAACCUCGGCCACGACGACGAUGCCAAGACAGCGACGUCUUCGACGCGUGGCAGUCAAACGACCUCGCCGUCUCCAUCGUCGUCCUCGACAUCCUUGUCCCUUUCAUCGUCGUCGUCGUCGCUGGCGUCCACAACGCGUACGUCGGCCGUCGCACCGCGCAAGCUAACUGUGCCGUCCCUCACGCGCGCGCUCAACGUGGGCACCCGCCUGGCCGUCGUCCCGCGUCUGGCCCCGCCCGUCGCGUCGAGCAUCCAGCGCGGCAGCCGCAACAGGAGUCGGCCGCGGCCGCCGCUCGUGGCCUUGUUGGGCCUCUGUGGGACACAUCCGCGCAGCUUUGUCGGGGAGCGUCUGGCGGCCGCGGGUCUGGCCGUCGGCGUGGUUGGAUCGCCUCUGCAGUUGGAGGGGGAUCGUGUCGAUGUCGUCGACGUCGUCGAUAUCAUUGACGAAAAGAUGGUUGGGACAAUGGACGUCUGUGCUGAGGAGUCGGGUCACUUGUCUCGGCUGGAACAAGAGUCAGGUCACCGAUUAUGGGCAGGCACCAUGAGCAUCAUUGGCAGAGGCCGACAGGAGAGGCAGGGCCGGCAAGACCGGCAGGACCGGUCGCGGCGACGGCUGCAGAAGAAACGGCAUCUUGACGCGCCGCUCGUUUGGUAG
Molecule: messenger RNA, 1797 nt
Organism: Sporothrix brasiliensis 5110
Lineage: Eukaryota; Fungi; Ascomycota; Sordariomycetes; Ophiostomatales; Ophiostomataceae
Exons: 1
Coding region: 1-1797 (598 amino acids)
Source: RefSeq, a predicted model, not a curated record